CGCCUCCCGUCACCGGGGGUGGGGUUACGUGUGGGUGACGUGGCGGCCUCCAGUCUUUGGUCGGGUUUCGGCGGCUUCGGCACCCCAGGAGGAGGCGGUGACUUUCUGGGAGAUUGUGGCAGUGGUGGCGGCGGCAGGCGGCAGAGAGGAGGGUCCCGGGCCCGCGCUCUGGCCGCCAGAGCCAAGUUGGAAGGAGUCUGAAGAGGGUUCAACUUGGGCCAGGCAGGAAGCCGAGCCCUUCCCGCUGCGGGCGAGCCCCAGGAUCUGCGGGUGGCCUUGGCGCGGAAAUCCGUGCCAAGUGCCGAAGAGGCCAGAGGACUUACUGGCAGGGGUACUUUGCGGUGGGGAAGGAGGGGAAUGACACUCUCCCCUCCACAACAGUUCGAGGUUAUGCGUCUCGAUGAUCCCGCGGAAACGCUACGGUUCUAAGAACACGGAUCAGGGUGUCUACCUGGGUCUCUCAAAGACACAGGUUCUGUCCCCUGCAACUGCUGGCAGUAGCAGCAGCAGCGACAUCGUCCCACUGCCCCCUCCAGUAGCCCCGGCCCCUCCCCCUCCCGACACCAUGUCCUGCCGGGAUCGGACCCAGGAGUUCCUGUCUGCCUGCAAAUCGCUGCAGAGCCGUCAGAAUGGAAUUCAGACAAAUAAGCCAGCUCUGCGUGCCGCCCGACAGCGGAGCGAAUUCACCCUCAUGGCCAAGCGCAUUGGGAAAGAUCUCAGCAACACAUUUGCCAAGCUGGAGAAGCUGACAAUCCUGGCAAAGCGCAAGUCCCUCUUUGAUGAUAAAGCAGUGGAGAUCGAGGAGCUAACAUAUAUCAUCAAACAGGACAUCAAUAGUCUCAACAAACAAAUUGCUCAGCUUCAGGAUUUCGUGAGGGCCAAAGGCAGCCAGAGUGGCCGGCACCUGCAAACCCAUUCUAACACCAUUGUGGUCUCCUUGCAGUCAAAGCUGGCUUCCAUGUCCAAUGACUUCAAAUCGGUUUUAGAAGUGAGGACAGAGAAUCUGAAGCAACAGAGGAGCCGGCGGGAGCAGUUCUCCCGGGCACCCGUGUCAGCUCUGCCCCUUGCUCCUAACCACCUGGGGGGCGGUGCUGCAGUUUUGGGGGCAGAGUCUCGUGCCUCCAGGGAUGUGGCCAUUGACAUGAUGGACUCUCGGACCAGCCAGCAGUUGCAGCUCAUUGAUGAGCAGGAUUCCUACAUCCAGAGUCGGGCAGACACCAUGCAGAACAUUGAGUCUACAAUUGUAGAGCUGGGCUCCAUCUUUCAGCAGUUGGCACAUAUGGUUAAGGAACAGGAGGAAACCAUUCAGAGGAUCGACGAGAACGUGCUAGGAGCUCAGCUGGAUGUUGAGGCCGCCCAUUCAGAGAUCCUCAAGUACUUCCAGUCGGUCACCUCCAACCGGUGGCUCAUGGUCAAAAUCUUCCUCAUCCUCAUUGUCUUCUUCAUCAUCUUUGUGGUCUUCCUGGCCUGAACCCUCUCUACUCUGAGGCAGUUUGUGGGGGUUCAGGACCCUCCUGGGAGAGGAGGUGGCCAUUGCCUACACUGAGCCUGUUCAGGGUGCUUGAGAGAAAAGCCCUGUUUCCUCGGAACUGCUAAGAAUGACCACAGCCCAUGGUCCCCCACCCCUCUCCUCUGGCCACCUGACCUCCCCUCGCAACUCUCAGGCCCAUGAAACGCACACGGUUCUGGACAUGAACUCUGCUGUGAAGUGACUGAAAGGGAGCAGAGGCCAGCUGGGGGUCAAUGGGGAAGUUGCCUCCACUAGGAGAUUUUUAUAAACCUUCUCAAGCUUCUCCCAAAGGAAACUUUGGCAACAAAGGGAGAUGAUAUUCUCCACCUUCCUGAGAGUGAGGAGAGGAAACGAAAUUGUCCCAGGGACCAACUUUCCCAUCUGGGUUAGAAUAUGACUUCUUUCUUCCUCUCUUUACCACAUGAGCCUGGGGGCCCUGAGCCCUUCAGCUGCCUACACAGCCCCCAACACUGGCUGCUAGUGACUUUCAAUCUGCCAAAUAUGCUGCAGCCUAUUUUCUCCCAAUUACAAGACUGUCAGCCUCACUGGCUAUGUCAUCAUUUCUGGGUGGGAGCGCUGGGGGUUCUUGGCAGCAAAUGGAGUGAGCCACUGCCCACUAGCAGGACUGAAUGGGUUGGGCUAAUGCUGGUAGGGGCCUUCAUCUCAUGGAGGCAGCUUUUGGGUUCACAGCUCUCUCCAUGGAGGGGAAAACCAAGUGCAGUGGUACCUCACUGAUGUGGAAACAUCCUUUGAAAUGGGGGGGCAGGAUCCCAGAAUGGGUCCGUUGGUGGCAACUUCCUGACCAUCUCAAGUAGUGUUUGGACCUGUUUCAGCUGUAUCUUCCAACCAUUUACCCAGUUCCUCCUUAACUGAGUAAGGCAGGAGCUUUGCCAGCUGCCACAAGCUGAAAGUGAAGAAUUUGUUCUUAGCUCCAGCUGCAGCUCUUGAUUCCCUCCAAGCCACUCACCAAAUCCAAGCCAGUUACAAGAGGAUGGAAGACCUGCCUGGAAUACCCACACUCCAAGGAGGAUAAUAUGCUGCUUUCCUUCCUGAUCAGACCCACAAUACCAUUUUUGAGGUCACUCAAAGUCCCCACCUCAUAAAUCCCAAAGGAUGUUCAAACAGA
Messenger RNA from Tupaia belangeri chinensis (Chinese tree shrew), 2636 nucleotides. RefSeq names its product syntaxin 5 (gene STX5). Gene Ontology annotation, cellular component: endomembrane system; SNARE complex; Golgi membrane. The transcript is spliced from 11 exons. Bases 401 to 1471 code for a protein of 356 amino acids. NCBI's taxonomy places the organism in Eukaryota, Metazoa, Chordata, Mammalia, Scandentia, Tupaiidae. The record is from RefSeq and is a predicted model, not a curated record. Gene Ontology annotation, molecular function: SNARE binding; SNAP receptor activity. Gene Ontology annotation, biological process: intracellular protein transport; vesicle fusion; endoplasmic reticulum to Golgi vesicle-mediated transport.